AUGGAGACGCGGCGAGACUGCCGCGACACGAGCCCCUCAGAGCGGAAGUCGCCGGCGGGGCUGCGGGGGUCCCCGCCGGUGCUGACCCUCAGCCACUUCUGCCCCAAGCCGUUCCUGUGCUUCGGGGACGUGCGCGUGGGCGCCUCGAGGACGCUGCCGCUGGCCCUGCUCAACCCCAACGCCGAGGCGGCCGCCGUGACGCUGCCGCGCUGUCCCGCCGCCGCCCAGGGCUUCCAGGUCUGGCCUUGCGCCUUCGAGCUGCAGCCUAAGGAAAAAAUUGUCAUUUCUGUUACCUGGACACCAUUAAAAGAAGGCCGAGUGAGAGAGAUUGUGACAUUUCUUGUAAAUGGCAUUCUGAAACAUGAAGUUAUAUUACUAGGGAAUGCAGAAGAGCCAAAAAAGAAAAAGAGAAGUCUUUGGGAUACCAUUAAUAAGAAGAAAGUUUUGGCCCCUUCAAAUCGUAAGAAGAGGAUUUCAAAUAUUCAAAAUGUUAAUAAAACAUUCAGUGUUUCCCAAAAAGUUGACCGAGUUAGGAGCCCUCUACAGGCUUGUGAAAAUUUGGCUAGGAAUGAAGGCUGUUCUCCAACAGAAAACAAUUCGAUCAUCCUUGAAGAGAAUAAAAUACCCAUUUCACCGAUCAGUCCCACUUACAAAGAAUGCCGUGGGGAGACUUGCUUGCCCCUUUGUGUCCGUCGGUCCACUACCUACACAUCUCUUCAUGCACCUGAAAGUGGGGAACUAUGGAAAUUAGAAGAUGCCAACAUUUCCAAAGAUUUUAAUGAGAAAAUCCUAACGGAAACUUCCUUUAACUCCAUAAAUAAUAAUGGCCAAAUUGAAGAGGAUAGUAAACUUAUUCUCAUUCCUAACUCUUCUUCAACUUUGAACAUCACACAAAGCCAAGGAAAUUUCUUAAGUCCAGAUUCCUUUCUAAAGAAUAGCCAUGCAGCUAACAGUGACCUAAAAUUAGUGACAUGUAUUUCAUCGGGUACCUUUCUGAAGGAUAAUGCAGGGCCCGUGCAUUUGGAAUCAAAAGCUGUACGUGAAGUUUAUAGGACAAUUUUAAGCCCAGAUUCUUUCAUAAAGGAUAAUUAUGGACUAAAUCAAGAGGGAGAAUCAGAAUCAGUGAAUCCAAUUCUAUCCCCAAAUCAAUUUCUAAAAGAUAAUAUAACAUAUAUAUCUGUAUCUCAGCAAACAUGUAAAUUAUCGCCGUUGCUCAGGGAGAAUUCUCAGGCCUCAGCGUUCCCUCCAGUGCAGAGAAGAAAUGAAGCUUCACUGUGUGUUCCUGAACGCCAGGGUCCAAACUCUCCCAAAGCCGUUUUUGAAGAACCUAAAUCUUUAGAAACGAAACCAAAUUAUUACUGCUUUACAAAACAAACUCAGCCUCAAUCUUCUGCAGUUCAGGGUAUCUCUGGUUACAGCCGCACCGCACAGCCUAAGAGACGCCCCAUACUUUCUGCAACUGUCACUAAAUUGAAGCCCACGGGCAGCAGAGGAAACAAAACUGAGACUGACCAACCGAGGGCAAGAAGAUGUCUCCGCAGUGAAUGUGAAAAAAUAACUGAUAAUGUGGAAGCGAAAGAUGCUUUUCAUCCUUAUCUUCCAGUCAUAGGUCCAGUAGUCAGUCAGUCUAAGAGUUGUAAAAAGGUAACGAGUCUUUCCUCCGAGGCAGCUUCUGGGGCUCGUAAAAGAAGGAGUGAGGGAAACAAGGAGGAUGCAAAUGUGAUGAUUACAGUUACAGAACAUACAGAAGUACCGGACAUCAAAAGGAUCCAUUUUUCUCCUGUGGAGUCUAGAACGUUGACCGCUAAAAAAGCAAGAAAGGUGAUAACGCCCGUCCUAAAACACAGCAGCGGCAGAGAGAAACUAAACCUGAAGAAGAAAACUGACCCCUUAGCGUACAAAACUCCUAGUUCUAAGACAGGCAAGAGGACGAAGCGCAUCGUUGCCGUGGCACAGUCUAACCUGACCUUCAUAAAGCCGCUGAAAACAGACAUCCCUAGACACCCAAUGCCGUUUGCCGCGAAAAACAUGUUUUACGAUGAGCGCUGGAAGGAGAAGCAGCAACAAGGGUUCACGUGGUGGCUGAACUUCCUGUUAACCCCCGACGACCUCACUGUGAAGACAAGCGUCUCUGAAGUGAACGCCGCUGCGCUGCUCCUGGGGGCGGAGAGUCAGCACAAGCAGAGUGUCCCCAGAGCCCCCACCAAGGACGAGAUGUCUCUCCGAGCUUACACGGCCCGGUGCCGCUUGAACAGGUUGCGUCGUGCUGCGUGCCGCCUGUUCACUUCCGAAAAGAUGGUGAAAGCUAUCAAAAGGCUGGAGAUGGAAAUCGAAGCCCGGCGGCUGGUUGUUCGCACAGACAGACACCUCUGGAAAGACGUGGGAGAGCGGCAGAAGGUUCUGGAUUGGCUGCUGUCUUACAACCCUUUGUGGCUUCGAAUCGGUCUCGAGACAGUUUUUGGAGAACUCCUGGCUCUGGAAGACAACAGCGACGUCGUGGGGAUGGCCAUGUUCAUUCUGAACCGCCUGCUGUGGAAUCCUGACAUAGCCGCUGAGUACAGACACCCCUCUGUCCCUCACCUGUACCGAGACGGUCAUGAAGAAGCUUUGUCUAAGUUUACAUUGAAAAAGUUAUUGUUGUUGGUUUGUUUCCUUGAUUAUGCCAAAAUCUCCAGACUUAUUGAUCAUGAUCCUUGUCUCUUCUGCAAAGAUGCUGAAUUCAAGGCUAGUAAAGGCCUUCUCCUGGCCUUUUCCCGAGACUUCCUGAGCGGUGAAGGCGACCUUUCCCGCCACCUGAGCCUGUUGGGGUUGCCGGUCACCCAUGUUCAGACGCCAUUUGAUGAAUUUGAUUUUGCUGUCACUAAUCUUGCCGUAGAUUUGCAGUGCGGGGUGCGUCUUGUGCGAGUCGUGGAGCUGCUCACGCGGAACUGGGGCCUCUCGGAGAGACUCCGAGUUCCCGCCAUAAGUCGUCUUCAGAAGAUGCACAACGUGGACCUCGCCCUUCAGGCCCUCAGGGCCCGAGGAAUUCAGCUGCAGGACGACCACGGGAACGCGAUCCUGUCCAAGGACAUUGUGGACAGGCACAGGGAGAAAACUCUGGCAUUGCUUUGGAAAAUAGCAUUGGCUUUCCAGGUGGACAUUUCUCUUAACUUAGAUCAGUUGAAAGAAGAAAUCGACUUCUUAAGACGCACGUGGCACCUGAAGAACACGGCGUCCACGGGCUCCUGCUGCCGCCCCGCUGCCGGCAGCGCGCAGGCCGGCCCCAGGCCGCGGGCACCCGCCGCCCAGCACGGCGAGAGCGUCGCGCUGCUGAUGGAGUGGGUGAGCGCCGUCUGCGCCUUCUACAGCAAGAGGGUGGAGAAUUUUACGGUGUCCUUCUCAGACGGCCGCGUGCUGUGCUACCUGAUUCACCACUAUCAUCCUUGCUAUGUGCCUUUUGAGGCCAUCUCUCAGCGGACCACCCAGACCGUGGAGUGCACGCAGACAGGCUCGGUGGUCUUGAACUCGUCAUCCGAGUCUGAGGAGAGCUGCCUGGAUGUGUCUCUCAAAGCGCUCGAGCACGACACUUCCGAACUGCACAGAGAGCUCCUAGAGAACGAGAGGAAGAACUUCCAGCUGGUGAGGGCAGCAGUUCGAGACCUCGGUGGCAUCCCCGCUAUGAUUCACCAUUCCGACAUGUCCAACACGAUUCCAGACGAAAAGGUGGUCAUCACCUUCCUGUCGUUUCUCUGCGCGAGGCUCUUGGAUCUCCGCAAAGAAGCCAGAGCGGCUCGGCUUAUCCAGAUGGCGUGGAGAAAGUAUAAACUGCAGUCAGACCUGAGGCGCCAUCAGGAAAGAGACAAAGCUGCAAGAAUAAUCCAAUCAGCUAUAAUCAAUUUUCUAGCUAAACAACGACUGAAAAAGGAAGCCAACGCAGCACUGGUCAUUCAAAAACACUGGCGAAGAUUCUUACAACAGAGAAAAUUAUUGAUGUUAAAAAGGGAAAAGCUAGAAAAAAUUCGAAAUAAAUCAGCACUUGUUAUUCAGAAAUAUUGGAGAAGGUAUUCCACUAGAAAAAAAUUUCUGAAAUUGAAAAAUUAUUCAAUCAUCCUGCAGUCUAGGAUAAGAAUGAAAAUUGCCGUUGCUUCUUAUAAGCGCUACGUUUGGGCUGCCAUUACAAUACAGAGGCAUUGGCGUGCUUGGGUAAGAAGAAAACGGGAUCAGCAGAGAUAUAAGAUGCUCAGAUCUUCGUGCCUUAUAAUCCAGUCUACAUUCAGAAGAUGGAAGCACCGUAAGAGGCAAUUAGAAAUGAAAGCGGCAAUAACAUUGCAGAGGGCCUUUAGAGGAUGGCGUGCCAGAAAACGAGCCAGAGAAGAAAAAUCUGCAACUGUCAUACAGUCCUGGUAUAGAAGGCAUAGAGAACUGCGGAGGUACUUUCAUACUAGAUCUUGUGUUGUUACCAUUCAGACAAGAUUUCGGUGCUUUCAAGCCCAGAAAUUGUAUCAAAGGAAAAGGGAGGCCAUUGUGACCAUCCAGAGGCACUGGCGCGCACACGUGGAGGGAAAGGUGGCGCGUGCUCACUACCUGCAGAAACGGGCCGCGGCCGUGCGCAUCCAGGCUGCGUUCAGGGCGGCGCGGGCCCGGAAGCUGCACAGACAGAGUGCGGCUGCCUGUGUGCUCCAGUCGUACUGGAGGACGAGCCGGGAGCGGCUGCGGUUCCUAGCCCUUAGGAAGAUGAUCAUCACGUUGCAGGCACACAUAAGAAGGCAUCAGCAGUUACGGAAGUACAAGAAGAUGCAGAAAGCUGCCCUCGUCAUUCAGACUCAUUUCCGAGCACACGUGGCAGCCAGGACAGCUCUGGCGUCCUACCAGAGGACGCGCGCCGCUGUGAUUGUCCUGCAGGCUGCAUGGAGGGCGAGGCGAGCCAGGAAGACCGUGCAUCACGCCCUCACCUGUGUCAUAAGGAUCCAGACGUGUUAUCGAGCUUCUGUCUGCAGAAGGAAUUUCCUGAGCCUAAAGCGUGCCACAGUGAAGUUACAAUCAAUUGUCCGGAUGCAACAAGCUCGUAGACAGCACCUGCGGUUGAGGGCGGCCGCACUGUUCGUCCAGCAGAGGUACCGGUUCCUAAGGUGGGCCGCACACCGGCAAGAGGAGCAGAGGCGGGUGCUGGAGGGCUGUGUCAGGCUGCAGGCCUGGGCUCGCGGGCACAUGGUCCGGCGCCAGGUGCGGCUGCAGAGGAUGGCGGCCACUGCGUUGCAGGCCCACUUCAGGAUGAGGAUGGCGCGGCGGCGCUACCUGAGUGCGCGCCGAGCGGCGAUUGUCAUUCAGCGGUGCUACCGUGCGCACCGAGCCCUGCGCCAGCGGCAGGAGGCGCUGCGAGUGCAGAGGGCCGCCACCUGCCUGCAGGCGGCCUUCCGAGGCCACCGGGACCGGAGGAACUACCGGCGCGUGCUACAGUCUGCCGUCCACAUUCAGAGGUGGUUCAGGGCGAGCCGCGCCAUGCGCGGUCUCCGGACUCAGUUUCUAAAGACACAGGCGGCAGCGCUUGCUCUCCAGGCUGCGUACCGCGGCUGGCAAGUCCGGGAGCAGAUCAGGAGGGAGCGCCGGGCGGCUGUGGCGAUUCAGGCAGCCUUCAGAAGGGCCUGGGCCCAGCGGCAGUUUCGACGGCUGAAAGCUGCCGCACUGGCCGUCCAGCGACAUCGCAGAGCGCAGGCCGCCGGCCGGGCGCAGCGCAGGGACUACUUGCGGCUGCGGCACGCGGCGCUGACCCUUCAGGCCGUGUGGAGACGCCGAGCAGCGCGUCGGCAGACCCAGAGGCGGCAGGAGUGCGCUGUCCUCAUCCAGGCCUGGUACCGGAUGCAUGCGCAGCGCAGGAGGUGGGUCGCCAUGAGGAAGGCAGCUCGCCUGAUUCAGGCGUGGUACCGGGCCCACAGCCAGGGAAGGAGGCAGCAGUUUUCGUACUUGAAGACCAAGGCGGCCGUCCUGGUGUUGCAGUCUGCUUACCGCAGGAUGCGAGAGAGAAGGAAGAGCACAGAGGAGCGCGGCAAGGCCGUGGCCACCAUACAGGCUGCAUACAGAGCUUACAGGGCCAGAAAGCGCCAGGCCGCCCGCAGGGCAUCAGCUGUCGCCAUUCAGAGGUGGUACCGAAACGUCAAAACUGCAAACCGCCAACGCGAGGAGUAUCUUCAUUUAAAGACAGCAGCAACCACAAUCCAAGCCGUUUAUAGAGGUAUGAGAAUCAGAAGACGUAUUCUCCGUAUGCACACGGCAGCCACUUUUAUUAAAGCCACGUUUAAAAUGCAUCUGUUGAAAAUGAGAUACCAUAAAAUGAGAAGAGCGGCUGUCGUCAUCCAAGUCCGGUACAGGGCCUACUGUCGCGGGAAAGCUCAGCGUGCACAGUACUUGGCCGUUCUGAACGCUGUUGUUACCGUCCAGGCACGUUUUCGAGGAGCGAGAGUUAGGCGGACUCUUGGCACGAUGCGCUCCGCCGCCGUGGUCAUCCAGUCGAGCUACAGAAGGCACAGGGAGCAGGCGUGCUUCCGGAGGCUGCAGGCGGCGGCGAGAACAGUGCAGCGCAAGUACCGGGCCCUGAAGGCCGGGAACGAGCAAUUUCAACAGUACGGCCGGCUGAGGCACGCUGUGCUCCGCAUUCAGGCCGCCUUCCGGGGGAUGAAAGCCAGGAGACGUGUGAAGGCGAUGCACCUGGCCGCAGCCCGCAUUCAGAGGAGAUGGAGGGCUGCAAGGGUGAGAAGGAGGUUCCUCUCCCUCCGGAGAACUGCUGUUUGGGUCCAGAGAAAAUACCGUGCCAACGCUCGCACCAAGCGUCACUUGGAGUUUCAGCGCUCGCGAGAGGCGGCGAUCACGAUCCAAUCGUCAUUCAGAGGCUGGACAGUCAGGAAAAGGCUGCAAGAGAUGCACGUGGCCGCCACAGUCAUCCAGGCCGCGUUCAGGAUGCACAGAGCGCACAUGAGGUACCAGGCCUUAAGACGUGCCGCGGUCCUGAUGCAGCGGCGUUACCGGGCGUGCAGGGCUGCAAAGCUGCAAAGAGAAAGGUUCGUCCGGCAGAGGCACUCCGCUGUGGUCAUUCAGGCCGCCUUCAGGGGGCUGAGGGCGAGACAGCUCUUCCUGGAAAAGCACAGAGCCGCCCUCCGGAUACAAAGCGCGUAUAGGAUGCACUGGCAGUCUGUUUCCUACCAAAAGGCUCAGUGGGCUGCAAAACUGAUACAAGACAAAUACAGGGCAAGUAAAAAGAAGGCCCUGGAACCCAGCGCGAUCACAGAAGCAGCUGCCCGAGUCCAGGCAGGUUCUGGGGACACGGCCACGGGGAAGGAGGGCCAGGAGCGACAUCGGGCUGCCACCAUUGUCCAGAAGCACUUCAAAGCCUUCCGAGCAAGGAGGCGUUAUCUCCGCAUUAGAGCCGCCGUGGUUUCCGUCCAGAGGAGGUACAGAGCGCUCGCUGCAGCGCCCACCCAGGCAGCCCUCCGUCUCCCGGCGUCUCCCGGAGGCUGCGAGGAGCAGAGCGACAGCCGGGGUCGGCACCUGGCCGCGCCCCCCAUUCGGUCCUCCUGCAGCCCGCCCAGGGCCCGCGCUGCUCACCAUGCGCAGAGAAGCACGGCUGUUGCCACGCGGGGUCCCUGCCAGCCGCAUGUCAGAGCAGCAGCAGGGAACAGGCAGUUCUCAGCGGCCCGGACGCCUGCGCCCGCCGCUCAGGCCACAUUCCGGGGCCCGGGGGCUGGACUUGAAUUGGAAAACAUCUGCGAGGAAGAGAUGGCGUUCACCGCUGCCUCCCGCCGUGGCACGGCCGAGGCUGGACAGGAAGCCACCCAGAGCUCAGCGGCCGGGCCUGGCCUGUGCCCCGGUGCUUGUCUGGUUGUGGGUCCUUGGGCCACAGGGGGUCACUCUCAAAGCAAGGCUGCGGUGACCGUUCCCAGUGCUUUUCGGACAAUGGCCACAGGAACCUGGGACCCACAGCUGUGGGCUGCCCUGAGAAUCCAGUCCUUCCUGCGCAUGGCUGUGUGUCGGAGGGGGUUUGUCCAGCAGAGGAGGGCCGCGGCCACUCUGCAGCGGUCGUUCCGGGCGUGGCGGACCAGGAGGCAGUUCUUGCUGUGGCGGAAGGCGGUGGUGACCCUGCAGACUCGCCUCCGGGCCUGCCUGGCCGCGAGACAUCAACGACGCGUGUACUUACAGAUCAGGAGCAGUGCUGUCGUUAUUCAAGCCAGGACGAGAGGGUUUCUCCAGAAGCGGAGGUUUCAGAAAAUGAAAGAGAGCGCCUUAAAAAUUCAGCGAUCGGAACAGAGCGCCAAAGUCAGGCUGCUUCGCUUCUCCGCGGCUGCGUAUCACCACCUGGCUGCUCUCAGAAUCCAGAGAGCGUACAGACGGCACGUGGCCCUGAGGAACGCCAAGAAUCAUCUUAGUUCAGUGAUCUGUAUUCAGAGAUGGUUUCGAACAAGAUCACAGCUAAAGAGGUUGAUGCAGAUACGUCACAAGGUCAUAAACAUUAACCGUGAGGUUCAGGAAUGGCAGAGGCGGCAGAACCGGGCUGCAUCAGUGAUCCAGAAAGCUACGCGCCACUUCCUCCGCCGCAGGAGGCAGGAGAAAUUUAAUAAUGGGAUCGUUAAAAUCCAGGCACUGUGGAGAGGCUACUGUUGGAGGAAGAAGAACGACUGUGCAAAACUGACAGCUGUUCGCAGAAGCCUCCAGAUGAUCAACGGGGAGAUUCGAGAAGAAAACAAACUGUACCAAAGGGCUGCCUUUGCCCUUCACCACCUGCUGACGUACCGGCACCUGUCGGCUGUGCUCGAGGCUCUGAAGCACCUGGAGGUGGUCACCAGGCUGUCCCCGCUGUGCUGUGAGAGCAUGGCCCAGAGCGGAGCUGUCACCAAGGUCUUCGUUCUGAUCCGGAGCUGUAACCGCAGCAUCCCGUGCAUGGAAGUCGUUGGCUACGCCGUGCAGGUCCUGCUCAACGUGGCCAAGUAUGAGAGGACAACCGCCGCCGUUUAUGACGCGGAAGCUUGCGUGGACACGCUGCUGGAGCUCCUGCAGAUGUACCGAGAAAAGCCUGGUGACAAAGUCGCAGACAAGAGCAGAAGCAUUUUCACCAAAACUUGUUGUUUGUUGGCCGUCUUGCUGAAGGCGACAAGCCGGGCCUCCGAUGUUCGAAAUAGGUCCAAGGUUGUUGACUGUGUUUAUAGUAUCUACAAACUCACAGCUCGUAAACAUAGGAUAAAUACCGAAGGAAUACCUUACAAACAAAACAGGAUUGCUUCUCUAAGCCUUCCCUUCAUUCCGGAGACACCUGUACGAACCAGACUGGUUUCAAGGCUGCGGCCAGACUGGGCUCUGAGGCGGGACAGCGUGGGGGAGAUCACGGACCCCCUGCAGGCCAUUCGGAUGGUGAUGGACACGCUGGGCGUCCCUCACUAG
Molecule: messenger RNA, 9402 nt
Organism: Pteronotus mesoamericanus
Lineage: Eukaryota; Metazoa; Chordata; Mammalia; Chiroptera; Mormoopidae
Gene: ASPM
Product: assembly factor for spindle microtubules
Exons: 25
Coding region: 1-9402 (3133 amino acids)
Biological process (GO): spindle organization; mitotic cell cycle; establishment of meiotic spindle localization
Cellular component (GO): spindle pole
Molecular function (GO): calmodulin binding
Source: RefSeq, a predicted model, not a curated record